AUGAUACGGUCUGCUCAGGUCAUUGACGGCAAAGCGAUUGCGGCCGCCAUCUUAAGUGAGAUUAAGGAUGAGGUAGCGGCCUUGAGAGAGCUUCACGGCGGCAAGGUGCCAGGCCUCGCCUCCAUUAUCGUAGGGCAGCGCAAGGACUCUCAAAAGUAUGUGCAGCUGAAGCACAAAACCGCCGUGGAGGUUGGGAUGGCCAGCUUCAAUGUUGAACUGCCAGAGGACACUUCGCAGGAGGUGCUGGAGUCCAACGUUGAGAAGCUGAACAGUGACCCGAGCUGCCACGGCAUCAUUGUCCAGCUGCCUCUACCAAAGCACCUGGAUGAACAUCAAGCGUUAGAGAAGAUCAACCCAUGCAAGGACGCCGAUGCGCUGCUGCCCAUUAACAUCGGCCUGCUCCACUGCAAGGACAGGGCGCCGCCCUUCACUCCAUGCACGGCGAAGGGCGUCAUUGUGCUCUUGAGGCGUUGUGGUAUCGAGAUGGCCGGCAAGCGCGCGGUUGUGCUGGGUCGCAGCAACAUCGUUGGCGCCCCUGUUGCCGCGCUCCUCAUGAAGGAAAAUGCCACUGUCACCAUUCUGCACUCCGGUACGUCCGAGGAGGACAUGAUCGACUACCUGCGGACCGCCGACAUCGUCGUCGCGGCAAUGGGUCGGCCCGGGUACGUCAAGGGGGAGUGGAUUAAGGAGGGGGCCGCCGUCGUGGAUGUUGGCACGACGCCCGUGACAGACCCAUCGAAAAAGGCGGGCUAUCGUCUUGUCGGUGACGUCUGCUUCGAGGCGGCUGCCGCGCGCGCUGCGUGGAUCUCCCCGGUGCCCGGUGGCGUGGGCCCCAUGACGAUAGCCAUGCUCCUCCAAAACACCCUCGAGGGCUUCAAGGCUGCGGUGAGCGUAUCGUAA
Leishmania braziliensis MHOM/BR/75/M2904 is the source of this 900-nucleotide messenger RNA. Its product is annotated as putative C-1-tetrahydrofolate synthase,cytoplasmic. The transcript has a single exon. Gene Ontology annotation, cellular component: cytosol. Gene Ontology annotation, biological process: tetrahydrofolate interconversion. NCBI's taxonomy places the organism in Eukaryota, Euglenozoa, Kinetoplastea, Trypanosomatida, Trypanosomatidae. The record is from RefSeq and is a predicted model, not a curated record. The coding region runs from base 1 to 900 and encodes 299 amino acids. Gene Ontology annotation, molecular function: methylenetetrahydrofolate dehydrogenase (NADP+) activity; methenyltetrahydrofolate cyclohydrolase activity.